Messenger RNA from Megalobrama amblycephala (Wuchang bream), 1137 nucleotides. RefSeq names its product trace amine-associated receptor 13c-like. Gene Ontology annotation, molecular function: trace-amine receptor activity. Bases 138 to 1121 code for a protein of 327 amino acids. The transcript has a single exon. The record is from RefSeq and is a predicted model, not a curated record. Gene Ontology annotation, biological process: G protein-coupled receptor signaling pathway. Gene Ontology annotation, cellular component: membrane. NCBI's taxonomy places the organism in Eukaryota, Metazoa, Chordata, Actinopteri, Cypriniformes, Xenocyprididae.
UCUUUAUUCUGGAGCUUCAAGGAGUGACUUUUUUUAAAAAUUCAGAGCUGUUUCAUUUAAAUCCAUGAAUCCUUGUGUGAGAGAAGUCAUAGAGAAUGAUACUCUGUUUGGAUGUUUCUUCCAAGUAAGGAUACUUCAUGAUGCAUCUUAAGGCAAUGAACCUAUCUGAUGGCUGUCAGGAAUAUUUCUGUCCAGAGAGAUCUGUUUCUUUAUCUGUCUAUGUGAUUCAGUAUGUGGCCGCAGCAGCUGUGGCUCUUCUGACCGUGUGUGGAAACCUGCUGGUCAUCAUCUCUGUUAGUCACUUCAAGCAGCUCCACACACCUGCUAACAUCCUCAUCCUCUCUUUGGCUGUGUCUGAUCUGCUGGUCGGAGUUUUUGUGAUGCCACUUCAUUUGCCUUGGCUCAUCGAGUCUUGUUGGAUUUCUGGACCAGUUAUGUGCUUGGUUUACGAUUUUGUGAAUUUUCAUGUGACAAGCGUGUCUGUUCACACUGUGGCUCUAAUCGCAGUUGAUCGGUUUUUGGCUUUAAGUUAUCCUUUUUUUUAUUCUGAGAAAAUCUCACCCACUGUGACCUGCAUUGCAACUUUAUUUAACUGGCUAUUUUUACUCUUUUAUAACUUCAGUCUUCUCUACAUUAAUGGAAACUUCACUGGUGUCACAUGUCCAGGAGAAUGUGUUUAUAAUAUAGAUGAGGUUUCAUUCUUCAUUGAUCUCCUGGUUGUGUUUCUUAUGCCAUGUACACUCAUCAUAAUAUUAUACACUCGUGUUUUUGUCAUUGCUAAGAAACAUGCGACUGCUAUAAGAGCCCUUCAGGUUCACAACAGCACCUCUAAAAACAGAGUCAGUGACAAAUCAGAGCGAAAAGCUGCGAUUCUGCUGGGGAUUCUGGUCUUUUUGUUUCUUCUGUGUUUACUGCCAUAUUAUAUUUGUUCUUUAGUGAUUCCAAACAGUAAUCCUUACUAUUUUUUUGUCAGAGAUGUUUCUGGAAUAUUUUUCCUUCUGAACUCCACCAUUAAUCCCAUCAUUUAUGCCCUAUUCUUUGCCUGGUUUCGGAAAAGCUUAAAAUUAAUUUUCACAUUUAAAGUGUUUAAUAAAGACUCCUCCCUGAUGAAUGUGAUGUAAGAGAUUGAAUGUAAGA